Messenger RNA from Malania oleifera, 1474 nucleotides. RefSeq names its product 11-beta-hydroxysteroid dehydrogenase 1A-like. The record is from RefSeq and is a predicted model, not a curated record. The transcript is spliced from 6 exons. The coding region runs from base 254 to 1246 and encodes 330 amino acids. Lineage: Eukaryota; Viridiplantae; Streptophyta; Magnoliopsida; Santalales; Ximeniaceae. Gene Ontology annotation, molecular function: oxidoreductase activity.
ACCAACGAACUGUCAAUAAACAACGGCCCCCCUUUCACCUUUCCCCUUUCCCCUUUCCCCUUUCCCCUUUCCCUUCCUAUAUAAUGGUACUUGCAGUCCUAAGUCUCCAAGCAGCCAUUACUGCAAAGGCUGCACUCGACAUUGAGCUAGCUAGAUCUGAAAAUAUAUGAAGAAACUAAGUAGCCCACUAGCUUAGUUUGCUACAUACUAUAUAGUUAAUCUUUGUAUUCAAAUCAAUUGAAGUCAGCCGAACAUGGAUCUUGUGGGUAGUUUCUUGAUGAGUGCAAUGACUCUUCUUGUGGCUUUGCUCUGCGUCUUCUUGGUCCUCCCUCCUUUGCUCCUCUACAAGUUCCUGGCUUCUGUCUUCAGACACUUCUCCAGCGAGAAUAUGAAUGGAAAAGUUGUUCUCAUCACUGGCGCUUCCUCCGGAAUAGGAGAGCAAAUGGCUUAUGAAUAUGCGAAGAAAGGAGCUUCGCUGGUGGUGGUUGCAAGGAGGAGGAACCUGUUGCAGCAGGUGGCGGCGAAGGCUCAGGAGCUAGGGUCGCCAGACGUUCUUGUCGCCUGUGCAGAUGUAUCAAAUGCCGAUGACUGUAAGGAAUUUGUCGCAAAAGCAAUCCACCAUUUUGGGCGCUUGGAUCAUUUGGUGAACAAUGCUGGGAUCACUAGUAUCUGCAAAAUCAGAGAUGUCACUGACGCCACAAAUUUCACACCCAUGAUGGAUAUAAAUUUUUGGGGAUCUGUUUACCCAACCUACUUUGCUAUACCUCACCUGAAGAAGAGCAAGGGCAAGGUUGUCAUCAACUCCUCAGUGACUGCAUUCUUGAACCCUCCCAGAAUGAGCUUCUACUGUGCAAGUAAAGCAGCAUUGAUGAGCUUCUACGAGGCGCUGAGAAAUGAGUUGGGACCUACAGUUACAAUAACUAUUGCAACUCUGGGCUUUGUUGAGUCAGAAAUGACCCAAGGGAAGCAUCUGUCCAAGCAUGGGGUUAUUGAAGUUAAUGCAAAGCUCAGAGAGGUGAUUAGGGGGUCAUUCCCGAUCAUGAGCACGGGGGUGUGCGCAAAAGCCAUUGUGGAGGGGGCAUGCCGAGGAGAGAAGAAUGUGACAGAGCCAGCAUGGUGCAAGGUGCUGUUCCUACUCAAGGUACUCUGCCCAGAACUCAUUGAAUGGUACUACCGCAAGUCAUACUUCACCAAAUCAAUCAGCACAUAUGGCAGCUCCACAUCUACAUCCUGGCUGGCCAUAUAGCAAGGAAACAAGCAAGCAUCACCGAUUCAAACCUCAAUAAUUUAUUAAUCCAAGAUAGCUCUCGGAUUUUUCAUCUCACCAUGGUCUUAUUUCCUAUAUAUAGUUAAAUUUCAAAGAAUUAUUGCAUCUCUAUAUGGUCAGUGAUUCAAGAUAUUAGUUUUUAUAGAAUGGCAUGAUUGCUAGCUCCUGCUAUCAGCAAGAAAUAAAACAAUAUCACCGGAUUCUAUA